Molecule: messenger RNA, 6595 nt
Organism: Electrophorus electricus (electric eel)
Lineage: Eukaryota; Metazoa; Chordata; Actinopteri; Gymnotiformes; Gymnotidae
Gene: irs4a
Product: insulin receptor substrate 4a
Biological process (GO): insulin receptor signaling pathway
Cellular component (GO): cytosol; plasma membrane
Molecular function (GO): phosphatidylinositol 3-kinase binding; insulin receptor binding
Source: RefSeq, a predicted model, not a curated record
GCGCUGACGUUGUUGUCACGUGAUGUUUUCGCUGGGUUGUAGUGAUGUGUAGCCACCAUGAGUGAAGGGGGAGAAAUAAAGAUUGAUAAUGGCAACGAGCGAUUACGGUACGUCUGCUAAGAUGCAACGUUUUGUCGUGCAUUUUGUGAUGAAGAUACACUGGGACAUUACAUCAAACAGUGGUGAGGAUUACUUAAACGAGUGAAUCUUAUCUGAAGCUAUAAUCCUGCAACCAAAAAUGGGCCGUGCAUCAGUGUAACCAAGGUAAAGUGACCUUUAAUUGCAUUGUCCCAUGGAAGAUUUGCCAGAUUUCCAAAAUAACGGCGUUAUGUUGACACUGGAGGCGCAACCGCGUCGCGUUGUCACAAAAACCGCGGCGGCCGCGACCGACGGCGAUACCUCUGCCGGAGAGGCUCCAUCCUCCUCCUCCUUUCCAAUCAAUAACAGCGGCUCCCGCUUGCCCGUACACUUGACGGCCUCCGCUCAUCAAGGUCCCCAGCCGAGGAGGCACCACGCGCCUUAUCAUUUCAGAGUCCAUCAUCUUUUCCCAGACGAGAAUACUCAGGAUCCUCUGAUGAGAAGAAACCUACCCGCACUUCAGUAUAAGGUGCAUGACUCUGCCUUCUGCCGCGUUCUUAGCGCUGAUACAACUGCUGCUGCUAUUGCCGCUGCCGCCGUUUGUUCGGGCGGCGUGGACAGAGACAUAUGGAAAUGUGGCCAUCUCAGAAAGCAAAAACAUGGCCACAAGAGGUUUUUUGUCUUGAGAGGUCCCAGCAACCUUGGGCCUAGUCGCCUGGAGUACUAUGACAGUGAGAAAAAAUUCCGAAAUGCACUCAAAGCUGCUGCCUCAACUGCCAGUGUUGCAUGCCCUCCUAAAAGGGUUAUUUACCUAUCCCAGUGUUUUACAGUCAACAAGAGGGCUGAUGCUAAGAACAAAUACCUCAUUGCUCUUUAUACUAAAGAUGAGUACUUCGCUAUGGUGGCUGACAGUGAGCAGGAGCAGGAGGAUUGGUACUUGGCCCUCACUGAACUAAUGACUGAGGGUAAAAAGGGGCAGCUGGAUACCGAUGAAUUAGACGACGGCUAUGGGACAAUUUCACCUGGAACCAUUUUCAAGGAGGUGUGGCAGGUGAAUGUGAAACCCAAGGGUUUGGGGCAGACCAAGAAUUUAAUGGGGGUGUACCGUCUGUGCCUUUCCGCCAAGACAAUUCACCUGGUGAAGCUGAAUUCGGAGACCCCUGCUGUGAACCUGCCAUUAAUGAACAUUCGCCGCUGUGGCCAUUCAGAGAGCUUCUUCUUCAUUGAAGUGGGACGCUCCUCUUCCAUUGGGCCAGGUGAGAUCUGGGUGCAAGUGGAGGACUCUGUGGUGGCACAGAACAUGCACGAGACGAUUCUGGACACCAUGAAGGCUCUGAAGGCCUUCCCAGACUUUAGGCCGCGAAGCAAAAGCCAGUCCUCUGGGACCAAUCCUAUCCCCUUCAUCACGACCCGCCGGCACUUCGGCAACCUGCCCCCCAGCCAGACCGGGCUGCAGCGCCCCUCCAGGACUGAUUCAGUGACAGACACCCCUCCCACAGGAAAGGGUAAAGGAGGGCGGGGCCAGCGCUACCGCACUUCCAGUGAGGGGGAGGGGACCUCAGACCGACCUCUCAGCUCGGGCACAGGCAGCCUGGUGCACCUGAACACCCCCUGCCUGAACGUGGGCCGGGAGGAGAGCAGUGGCUGCUGCGCCCAUGCCUCGCCUGGCUACGCCCACCACACCCGCUCCGCCUCCCUCCCCGUGUCGCAUUUCCUGUCCGCCACCAGCCCCAUCAGUGUUUCCAGCAGCAGCGGCCAUGGCUCGGCCUCAGACACGCACACUCGGCCCUCCAGCUCCUCCAUCUGCGGUUCCCCCAGCGACGGAGGCUUCAACUCCUCUGACGAGUUUUGCCCCAGCCCUUGUGACUUUAGGUAUUUCCGUGCAAGCAGCAGCACCCCCGAGUCCCACGGGAACACGCCGCCCGUCAGGGAGGAGUACCGGCUGGUGGACUACAUGGCCAUGGACUGGCACAAAGACUCACAGGGUGGACCAAGGACCUUUGAGGAGGAGAGCAGUUAUAUGGAAAGGACGUUCCUCAAGCUCGCACAUUCCUCCAAGCCAAAGCCAGGCAAUGGUUUAGGCGUUAUGCAGCAGAAAGCGACGCAGACCUCAUCUUCAUUAGAUGAAUCCAGCCCCGUGGAGUCGAAACGGUACCCACUCUGCUCUUGCCUCCUUAAAGCAGGCUAUAAGUCUUACUCGGAGUUACAUCACCCAACCAGGCCUCCCUCGCUCAACUCUGACGGUCAAAAGAAACUGCCUAAGGAUGAAGGCUACAUGCCCAUGAUGUACAGCAUGCUCCCCACUCCUAAUGCAGACUACACCCCUAUGCAACCCAGAGCAAAUCACCCGGCUACCCUGGACAUUCAUCCCUGCGCUUCGCAACAGGUGGACACGCUUGGGUACAUGGUGAUGCUGCCCGGCGACAGCCCCUCACCGGGACUAAGCAGUCCCUCCGGCAUCAACCAGCCGGAGUACGACGACUACAUGGACAUGUCCCGGACAGCCGCCACAGACGUCUAUUCCCAGGCCUCCCCCGAAGGCCGCAGGUCUCGCGGUUCUUACUUCUCGCUGCCUCGUUCCUACAAAGCUCCAUCUCGUGAGAACUGCGAGCAGAGGGAAUACAUCGCCACGUCCCCAGCUGAUCCUCCCAGCCCGCCCAGCCUGGGGGAGUACAUCCACAUGGAUUUUGGGGAGCGGCAUCCUCUCGCCGCAUCAUCGCCAUCAGCUGCGGACACACCCCUCGUGACGAACGCCCAGCCCUGCUAUCAGCUGUGCUGCUCCUCGCCAGAACACGCCUACUUGGGUCUGAACAUGGACAGUCUCCUGAAGGACCGCCCACCACGGCACUCGCUCGUGGCUCCAUGGAACCCUCCGAACUACGCGCGCCCCUUGGCGUGUGCCUAUGGUCAGGCUCAGACCGAGUUCGACCCUGAGAAAAUCCGCGGUGGAUGCCGAGGAGCCGAGAGCCCCUUGCCGAUGAUGCAGCACCUCUGCAUCUCCGAAAGGCCGCCCAGUCCUCAGAUGGAGCCAAGGGUGGUCCGGGCGGACCCGCAGGGCCGCCGGAGACACAGCUCAGAGACCUUCGGCUCCUCACCUGGCAGCAGUGCCAAUGUCUGCGGUGUCAGAGCCUCCGCCAACCUCGGUCUUGCGGAGAGCGGAAGGUGGCAGAACUCUGCCUCUUUUGACAGUGUGUGGUCACACACAGACGAUCAAGGAUCUCCCGACCCUGUCGUCCUCCCUGCUAACUGUGUCACUGGAGGGAACCACCGAAACGCUUCAUCCAGCUACCUCAACUACAUUGCUCUGGACCUGAGGGAUGUCCCCAGGAACACCCGCAACGCCCCCCCUCCGCACCCAGCUCGUGGGACCCUCCAAGAGAGCGAGGCCUACGCUGGUAUAGAUUUCUCCAUGUCAGGAGGACACACUACUGCCUCAAAAGAGUGAGCUAAUCAAGCGCAGAGUGGGUAUCAGGACAUGGGAACUCUGGAAUGCAGAAGAGGAAGCUGCCUCAUCCUCCUCAUCCUCCUCCUCCUCCUCAUCAGACCUCUGUCUGCAAAGACUGCAAAACUGCACAACCUCUUUUGCUCUGUAUCUUCUACAUAACUGCCUCAAACCGGUUCCAUGUUUUGUUUAGUUGGUUUUUUUUCUGUUAAAAAAACAAUUUAUUUAUUUUGUUUGAUGACAGUUAUUGUUUACUUGAGUGGCUGCGCUGAGUAUUAUUCUAAGUCAGAACUGUGAACGCCAACCAGACGUAUAGCACUUAUUAGUGUCCCUUUAUGGCACUAUUCAUCACUAAAGUCCUUAUUUACAGUCCAUCAGUUUGUUCCUCACAAAAUCUGCAAGAAUUUUGUAAAUAGGAGGAGCCUGUAUAUCAAAUAACAUUUUGUAAAAUGUGCCAACUACUUAGUAGUCCAUUCACACAUACACACACACACACACACACACACACACACUCAUAUAUACUGUAUAUCUCUUGUUUAUUUAUAUUGAUUUCUAUUUGUAUGAAUGGUGCAUUUUUUUCAGGGAGCAUUUAGUUGCUUGCAGAUCCUGCACAUUGUAAAGAGGUUUAAGCUGACCACACAGACCACCUCUGUAAACACUUAUGGUCAUUUUUACUGUACAGCUUCAGACUAUGGACAGCGGGGGGGUUUGGUUACCGCUGAGGGUCUGGCUGCACCAGCCCCGUGUCCCCUGACGCUGUGCUCAAGCCGAGCUCUCAUUCCCACAAAGCCGUGCGAGGACACCAAGCAAGUCGUUCAAAAUUCUCAUAUCAGUAUCUGAUAGGAAAAAAGAACCACGCCUGUAAUUAAAUGUUUCACCUGCCUUAGAAGCUUACGUGCAUCUGCUGUGGCAGUAAACGAGCUUGAGCCUAGAUUGGAAGCGCUGACCUGAUCUUUGUAGUGGAUUAUAGGUUGAAUUGUCUAUAUGGAGACGGCACGGACGUGUGGCACGCUCUCGUGUCCAAGUCCUGAGGGGAGUGAGUAAGUAACUCCCAUCUUGUCUCUGCUCCCAGAGUGUCCGUGAGUUGCAAGUUUUGCAAUGAUGAGCGACAUGUAUGACAUGGAAUAUCUCACUUAACGCCACGCUAAACAGUUUCUUAAGAUGCAGCUAGCACUUUGUAGGCACUAGAUAACCCAGUGUUUCUAAUUCACGUGGAUGCUACCUCCUGUGCAUAUGAUUGAAAGUAUAUCUGAUAUGACGCAGUUAGUUUGUCUUCGUUGAAGACCUAAGGGUGAAAAAAUCAGCUUAGUAUUGCUGUAACUGUAGAUAUGUCUUGAAGUCACAAAGUGGAGCAUUUGGUUAUAAUGUAGGAGGUUGUAGUAAAUAAGGGGAACCUCUGUUGAUACCUGUCAGCGCUGGCAGAAAAGGGGCGGGUCAAAGGGCAUCGGGGUUGUCUGCCAGCAUCCGCUGUGCUUAUAAAAACCCAUUGUAGCCUGGGAAAAACGAGACCACAAGUAUUUUGCCACUCUAACCCGAGACCCGCCUGGUAGGCACGUGGUUGCCUUUCCUUUUUGGCACCUCGCUCGUCGUGCCCAUGCUCCCAAGUCGUGAAAGCAGAAGAUACACAAAACAUCUUGCCAUUCCAUAGCAGCAGAAAACACCAGGGUGCUUUGUGUUUACUUGAGCUGCAGCUGUGUAGCUUACUGUUGACACUGAUUUUUUUUUUAAAUUUAUUUAUUUUUAAUUGAAUCGGCGGGAGGUAGUUGGAAGUGUUAAACAAAAAUAGUUGACUGGACAAAAAGUGAUGUUUACUGAACUAUGAGGUUUCGUUCUUGCAUAUUUCGUGUUUCGUAUCUCAAAACCGAUGCACCAUGUUACACAGCUGGAUUCUGCGCGGGUACUGUACAUCAACUGUUCACGCUCUCAUCCAUCCAAUGCACGGUACAUGCUGUAACCUACUGAUCUACACAAUGCUCUGUUUUGUAUGUUGGUUAUUAAUUUAUUUAACAUGUUUAUUUAUUGAAUCAAAUGCAGUGAUUUUCAUUGUUUGUGGGACAGAUUGUACAGAGCAUUGCUGGUGAUUGCAAUUAUAUUAAUAUAUAGCUCACAGAGAGGGAAAAAAUUGUGUAAAUAUGACGUUACUAAGAUCAUGUGUUUUUCACAUCUGUCUUUUUUAUUUUUAUUUUUAACUUUUUUUAAUCCUUAUUUUUAUGAAGAGUUUUAACCGUCCCUUUCUUGCCUGUACCUGAAAGCUUUAUAUGAAGAGAUGUUGGGUAGAGGUCGUGGUUGAAAGCUGUGUAGUAAGCAGUGUUAGCUUUACAGUAGUAGUCCAGAUGAUGUUGGGACAAAGCUGUAUGUCAGUGACUUCUCCAUCCGUUUCCACGGCAGCUCCCUCGCGGCUGUUCACUUUCUUUCACUAGCUUUUGUGUCAUACUAUCGUGUCAUGAUAUUGCGUUGCUUUAAUGUAUGUAAUAUGUGAAAAAGGGGGAAAACUGUAGUAUGCCGUUUCUUGGGACUUUUUUUUCCACAAUAACCACAGUGACGACCUGAAAUUAAUCAAGCUUGUGUUUUGUACCUUGGGCUCUCUUGUGGAGCUAGAGUUCGGGAUGCUCGUAUUGUUUGGAACUGUGCCAAGUUUAUUUGCCUUUUUUUCGAUUACUGAAAGGAAGAGGGGGCGAUAACGCAGAGGAAAUCUGAUUUGGGCGGAGUGUGUGUUGACGAUUUGCCGUUUGUUGCUCCUGAGGAUCCCAGUCAAUGCUCACGUCUGCUGCUUAAAAGUUUGUGAUUGAGCUGAACCAUGCUGAUAGUGCUGACUGAAUCGGAUCAUUCGAAACACCGUCUUCCUUUGUAAAUAUUGUAAUUUUUGAUAUCCCUUUCUCGUUGAUCAUGCUACACAGCACCCACUUUCCUUGAUUUAAGAACGAGGGUGUCUGAGGAUUUUAAUUCGUUUUAUUUAUGUAUUUUUUGUCAGUUCUACAUUUUUAUAUAUUAUUUUUGGUGUAUAUUUAUCAAAUGGGUUUUGCUUGUCAUAGAGCUAUUGCAAUAAAAAAAGUGCCAAGGUAUUCUUGACUGUGA